Antrostomus carolinensis (chuck-will's-widow) is the source of this 1560-nucleotide messenger RNA. Its product is annotated as orexin receptor type 2. Bases 25 to 1272 code for a protein of 415 amino acids. The record is from RefSeq and is a predicted model, not a curated record. Gene Ontology annotation, biological process: G protein-coupled receptor signaling pathway; feeding behavior; circadian sleep/wake cycle process. Gene Ontology annotation, cellular component: plasma membrane. NCBI's taxonomy places the organism in Eukaryota, Metazoa, Chordata, Aves, Caprimulgiformes, Caprimulgidae. Gene Ontology annotation, molecular function: orexin receptor activity. The transcript has 7 exons.
AUUGCAGUGUGGAAGAAUCAUCACAUGCGGACAGUUACCAACUAUUUCAUAGUGAAUCUUUCUCUGGCUGACAUUCUGGUCACAAUUACUUGUCUUCCAGCAACUUUAGUAGUGGACAUCACAGAAACUUGGUUCUUUGGGCAGCCCCUCUGCAAAGUGAUUCCCUACUUACAGACAGUUUCAGUCUCUGUGUCUGUACUAACACUUAGCUGCAUUGCUUUGGAUCGAUGGUAUGCAAUUUGUCACCCUUUGAUGUUUAAAAGCACAGCCAAGCGAGCAAGGAACAGCAUUAUAAUUAUCUGGAUUGUGUCCUGCAUCAUAAUGAUUCCUCAGGCUAUUGUUAUGGAGUGCAGCAGUGUGUUCCCAGGAUUAGCCAAUAAAACCACCUUGUUCACAGUGUGUGAUGAGCACUGGGGAGCUGAGGUUUACCCCAAAAUGUAUCACACCUGCUUUUUUCUGGUGACAUACAUGGCACCACUGUGUCUUAUGGUGUUGGCCUAUUUGCAAAUAUUUCGAAAGCUGUGGUGUCGCCAGAUCCCAGGAACUUCUUCUGUUGUUCAGAAAAAAUGGAAGCCUCCACAGUCCUCAGCACAGCCCCGAGGGCUGGGACAAUCAACAAAGUCAAAGAUUAGUGCUGUGGCAGCUGAAAUAAAACAGAUUCGUGCAAGAAGGAAAACAGCACGUAUGCUAAUGGUCGUCCUCCUGGUUUUUGCACUUUGCUAUCUACCAAUUAGCAUUCUCAAUGUCUUGAAAAGGGUUUUUGGGAUGUUUAAUCAUGCUGAUGACAGAGAAACUGUAUACGCCUGGUUCACAUUCUCACACUGGCUUGUAUAUGCAAACAGUGCAGCCAAUCCUAUUAUUUAUAACUUCCUCAGUGGGAAAUUUCGAGAAGAAUUUAAAGCAGCGUUUUCUUGUUGCAUCUUUGGCAUUCGCAGUCACCAUGAUGAACGACUCACCAGAGGUCGUGCCAGUACAGAGAGUCGGAAAUCCUUGACCACCCAAAUCAGCAAUUUUGAUAACGUUUCAAAACUUUCAGAACACGUUGUAUUGACCAACAUAAACACACUUCCGGCAAAUGGUAUCCCAGCUAUACUCAACCCAUUAAAAUCAGUGGAGCUGCAUCUCCACAUACCAGGGAUGAACAUGACUUCAAAUUUAGAUGAAGCUGUGAGGGUUUCUGCAGAAAACACUGGCAACACAGAGAAUGCAGAGUGGGACAAAUUCAUCCCUAGCAUAACUAAACUUACCUCGAUGGAGUUACAGCAAGGAUGACUUUGGCUCGAUAUGUGUAAUACCACCAGAGAAAGGCACAUGCUUUUAGCUGUGUUACAGACUACAACACAUGGACAAAGGGAUUCCUUUGAAACGACUGCCUCUCCUUUCUUCUCAGUCUUACAGAAACCUCCUUACCUCAGUAUGAGCUAAAGAACGUGUCUUUACAAGUCUUUUUAAAGAUUGGAUUGUAACAUACUUUGUAAAUACUGUAGAUAUUUAUUUUUAUAUAUUUUAGAUGCUGUGGAAUGUUCUAAAAUGUAUAAUAUAAAGAACUCUAAGUAUUUG